Messenger RNA from Drosophila suzukii, 2543 nucleotides. RefSeq names its product homer protein (gene homer). NCBI's taxonomy places the organism in Eukaryota, Metazoa, Arthropoda, Insecta, Diptera, Drosophilidae. Gene Ontology annotation, cellular component: plasma membrane; dendrite; cytoplasm. Gene Ontology annotation, molecular function: G protein-coupled glutamate receptor binding. The record is from RefSeq and is a predicted model, not a curated record. Gene Ontology annotation, biological process: G protein-coupled glutamate receptor signaling pathway; regulation of store-operated calcium entry.
AAUCAAAAAAUCAAAAGCAAGGCUGUCGAAAAGGCUUAGCACAUAAUGCAAUUUAGUCGGCGGUCGCCAGUCGCCAGCGAUAACGGAAAGACACUAGAGCUCAGCGGACGAUGUCGGCGGAUAGCGAACAACCAAUUUUCACCUGCCAGGCGCACGUCUUCCACAUCGACCCGAAGACGAAGCGCACCUGGAUCACGGCCAGCAUGAAGGCGGUCAACGUGAGUUUCUUCUAUGACAGCUCGAGGAAUCUGUACCGCAUCAUCAGCGUCGAGGGCACCAAGGCGGUAAUAAACUCGACGAUCACGCCCAACAUGACCUUCACCCAGACCUCCCAGAAGUUCGGUCAGUGGAGCGAUGUGCGGGCGAACACGGUGUACGGCUUGGGAUUUGCCUCCGAGGCGGAAUUGACAAAGUUCGUGGAAAAGUUCCAGGAAGUCAAGGAGGCCACCAAGAAUGCCAUGAAAUCCGCUAACGGCUCGAAUGCCGUUACACCCACCACCUCGGCCAACACGUCGCCCAUUUCCGGGCGAGCUGUGGGCUCCAUGCAGAACGACAACACAGCCAUCGAUCCGCACACCGUGGAGCCGCCCAACAUGAGCAACACGAAUACCCAGAACGCCAAUCCGGACAGUCCCUCCCACAAGCUGCUGAACACCAGCGAUGUCAAGCCGGACAUCGGAUCGGCCACACCCUCGCCGCAGCCCACUUCGGGGGGAACUGCAGUUGGUGGCGGCGGGGGAGUGACCAUCUCGUCUGGCGGAAGCAUUGUGGGCAUGCACACGGGACCGGGAGCGGGCGCCACCGCCGAGCAGCAGCUUAAGUAUGAGAACGAACGCCUGAAAAUGGCCCUGGCACAAAGCUGCGCCAAUGCCAAGAAGUGGGAAAUCGAGCUGGCUACCUUGAAGAACAACAACAUUCGCUUGACCAGUGCUCUUCAGGAAUCAACUGCCAAUGUAGACGAGUGGAAGCGCCAGCUGCACACUUACAAGGAGGAGAAUAUUCGCCUAAAGCGGGAUAUGGAACAGCUUUGCGCGGGCGGAGGUGGUGUCCCUGCAACCGGAGGAGGUGCCGCGGAAGACGAGUUACGUCGCGAGGUGGCCACGCUUAAGGCGCGAACGGAACAACUGCAGAAGGAACUCUUGCAACAGGAAAUUGAGCUUAAGUCGGCCAACCUAAGCCUACGCGAAAAGUCCAAUGAUCAGACGCUUGCCAAGUUAAGCGAGUUAAACGUUGUGUUUGCCAAACAACUUUCGGAGCUAUAUGGGGUGCAGAAGGAUAUGGAGGGUGUUAUACAACUAGCCAAGUGCACUUGAGACACAGAGUUAGCGGUUAUUCGAAAGGUUUCAGCGCAGGAACAGACUACAAUGAUCAACACUACAACGACAUCAUCGACAACAACAGGAAGCACGACUAGUAAACGAUAUUUAAGCAACUUUCCAACGGCCGAGGCAGAGAGCACGCUCUCCAACGUCACCUCGAUCCACACCCAGCUGCAGUCGUCGCUUUAUGAGACCCAGAACACGGCCCAGCUGAAGGCCAUGGACAAACACUCGGCCUUGCUCCAGGAGCUCCAUCAGCGACAGGCGGCUCCCAGGCGCAACUCUGCCUCCGCUGAAGCAGCUGCUGCAGCUGCGGCUGCAUCCGGGUCUGGUGGGGCCAAAACAGCCACCAUACUCGUAUCCAAAUCAAAAACCAAAACCGGGCUGCCCCUGUUGCUGAAGAAUUCCAUUAACAAUUAGAGAAAAUCCAAGAGGAAGGCGACGAGAGAGAGAAUUUAGUCAGUGGCAUUUUUGUAAUCUUUAUAUUGGUAGUUUGUAUACAAGGACAGCGCUAGGAGAGAACCCGCGUACUCCCUCAAUCCUCCCCAUCCCCCUAAUUUUAGGCCAAUAUUUGUGUGUAUCGUAGCCUCUUUUGGUAACUUCGAAUUGAAAACAGAAUAAACCUAUGCCCAGUAUUUUCGUCAAAAUUGUUCGCGUCCUUGUGGCACUUAUGUAGGUCUUAAAUGAUUGAUUCUCGUGCGCAUUCAAGUGCAAUAUACAUUUAUCUCUAGUAUUUAAAUGUAAUAAUGAUAUUAUGUGCUCUAUACACUUUCAGCUGAUUGUUAAUUAAUUUUUAAUGAGAGCUUGCUAACGAAUACUCCCCGAAACUCAUUUCCCAAAGAAAAAUCCAAGCAUUUCUAUUGAACAAGUGUCACAAAGAUUAUUUUGUAAAUGUGCUCGACUUUUUAUAGUAUUUUUAGAAGAAACCUUUUGUAUUCUCUAAAUCUUAGGAUUAAAAUUUAAAUGUUUAUUUAUUGAAUUGUAUUUCCAACCCAUUCGAUUUCACAGUCACCUCACAAGACUCCCGUUUUGCAGUUAUGCACUGAUUUACUAAUAUAUAUGAUAUUUAUAAAUAUAAAAAUUAACGUAUGCAUAACUAACAAUGACUUAGACGACGAACACACUAAGAAACCAAUAUGGAAUAUAAAGCUAAAAUUAAUAAACGAAGAGAAAAUUUUAUAAGUGGAACGAAGUCCAAGUAAAACACGAGACUAGCAAAGUAAA